AUGAGGUUUCUAGCCCUCGCCAGCCUACUCUGCAUCUUGCUUCUCUGCUUGUCCGUCUUCUCCGCAGAAGGGAGAAGGUAUCCGAGGCAUCCUGCCAAGCCCGGGAAAAGCAAGCCCUGCUGUCCCCGAGUUCCUGGCCCUGACCUGAUGACCCGGAAAGGACACCAUGUGAGAAGCUGCAGACCAUGCAAGUUCAAGCCAAAGCCCCGCUCUUGGGUGGUGCCUGGGGCACUCCCACAGGUGUAG
Molecule: messenger RNA, 246 nt
Organism: Eubalaena glacialis (North Atlantic right whale)
Lineage: Eukaryota; Metazoa; Chordata; Mammalia; Artiodactyla; Balaenidae
Gene: GPR15LG
Product: G protein-coupled receptor 15 ligand
Exons: 3
Coding region: 1-246 (81 amino acids)
Molecular function (GO): G protein-coupled receptor binding
Source: RefSeq, a predicted model, not a curated record